Molecule: messenger RNA, 195 nt
Organism: Colletotrichum orchidophilum
Lineage: Eukaryota; Fungi; Ascomycota; Sordariomycetes; Glomerellales; Glomerellaceae
Exons: 1
Coding region: 1-195 (64 amino acids)
Source: RefSeq, a predicted model, not a curated record
AUGAAGACGGACUCUUUCCGGAAUGCAGCAGACAUCCCAGUUGAGAUGACUUGGGCCAUGUUGCAGGUACAUUGGGAUGGACAAAUUGCAUACCAUCAGCUGAUAAGUGCUACUAAUCGCACAGCGAGAGAGAACGAAACUAGAGCAUCUCCUUGUGGCAGAUCCCUGAACAACGAGUCGGGGUUUGCUUCAUGA